UCCAACUGGGGAACCUGUGGCUUCUGCGCGCGACCUGACGCCCAAGUCCAGAAAGUUGUGAAGUUUACUUGAUCUCUAUUUAUCACAACACAUCACAGCCCAUCACAUCAGGAGAAAGCUCGCAGCGAUGUCUAAAGAUCAGAAGGAGGCCAUGAAUAUAUAUUGUAUAACGCUCAACGGACCUGCUCCUUGGGGUUUCCGGCUUCAGGGAGGCAAGGACUUCAACAUGCCCCUGACUGUGUCCAGGCUGACCCCAGGGGGCAAGGCAGCACAGGCCGGAGUGGGUGUUGGAGAUUGGGUGGUGUCCAUCAGUGAUGCCAACGCAGAGGAGAUGACCCAUGUGGAAGCACAGAACAAGAUCAGAGCCGCAACCGACUCCCUUACUCUCACUCUGAGCAAAGCUUUUCAUCCUGCAGGAGGAGAGCAGAAGGAUUCACAUGCACCUGCAUCCAGUCAACCCAAGUAUUCGUUUGCACCCAGUACAAGCAUAAACAAGAUGGCACGGCCAUUCUCCGCAGCCCCUGGCAGUGCCAGCAAGGGGCCCGUCAUCAAGCCAGUGUCAUAUGCCCCCAAGCUUAACGCCAGCUCGCAGGUGUCGAACAGCACAUUGCAGCCUCACAAUGGUCACGGAGUAACUCCCUGUCCUGCCAAAUCCAAGCCAGCGGACAAACCUGAUGGAGUUCACGUGCCAGCCACAGUGCCAUCAAGUUCUGGUCCAGCCUGUCGGCCUCCAUGGGUGACGGAUCCUUGUUUUGCCGACCGCUACCACCCAGACAAGACAAGCACCGUGUUAACGCAGCAUAAGCAGCCAGUCCAGCCCACACCCAUGCAGAACCGCAGCUCCAUCAUGCAGGCAGCGCAGCAGAGCCCUGCAGACACCAGUGGCUGUACCCCACUCUGUGCCGCAUGCAACAAGAUCAUCAGGGGACGCUACGUGGUGGCACUCGGUCGUUCCUGGCACCCAGAGGAGUUCACUUGCUGUCAGUGUAAAAAGGUCUUGGACGAGGGGGGCUUCUUUGAAGAAAAAGGCUCCAUUUACUGCACCAAGUGCUACGACAGCCGUUAUUCACCCAACUGUGCCAAAUGCAAAAAGAAGAUAACUGGGGAGAUCAUGCAUGCCCUGAAAAUGACCUACCACGUCCAAUGCUUCCUGUGCGCCGCCUGCAAAAUGCCCAUCAGGAACCAGGCCUUCUACAUGGAGGAGGGAGAGCCAUACUGCGAGAGAGACUACGAAAAGAUGUUUGGUACCAAGUGCCAUGGCUGUGACUUCAAGAUUGAUGCAGGGGACCGUUUCCUUGAGGCGUUGGGCUACAGUUGGCAUGACACUUGCUUUGUCUGUGCUAUCUGUCAAAUUAAUCUGGAGGGGAAGACAUUCUAUUCAAAGAAGGACAAGCCACUCUGUAAAAGUCACGCCUUUACUCCAGUGUGAGGCUCCGACUCUUCUUCAGGGGAGAGAGGAAGCAAUGGAGACUGGGGGGGGGGGGGGGUGUCUACAUGCCAAACAAGACUAAGUACUAGACUUGAAGCCUAUAGCAUAUGGCUGACUGACAGAGUGAUGGAUAUAAUAGCUAUGCUGGCUUUCACUUCGAUCUGCAUUUACAAUGUGUGUGUCAUUCAGAAAAGCACGUAUCUGAAUUUUUGAUAAAAGGCAGAUUGGCCUCAGUUUUGCUGUGUUACAAUGCCAGUCAUUCAACUGAAAUGAGCAGCUUACAAACCACCACUGGCAGGUAUGGAUAACACCGUUUUUUUAGCUGUCCCUCCUUGACUCCUCCCCACCUCCAAGAGUACUAUACUUUCAGCAUUUAUGACAUUUCAUAAACGCCUGAAAUCCAGACCAUUGUACAUUCCUCUUACAUUCCACUACAAUUUUUUUUUUAUGUAGGCUACACUUAUUAGAGGUGAUUGGUUUGUUUCUGUAUUCCUGAAGAACUUGUCUUAGGGUCAUAUUCCCCCAGAAAAAAAAAAAAAAGAGAGAAAUAAGAAAAUAUAUUAUAAUUAAUUAUAUGCAAGUAAUUAGAAUAAAUUAUAUAAAAUUAAAUAAAUAUAUAAUUUUAAUUAAUGUACAGUUAUUAAGAUAUAAAUUAAUGAAUCAAUGUAUAAAUAAAUAAUUGCUCCAAAAAUGUUCAUUUGUGGACAGUUACAUUUUUAAAAUUAAGCACCCUAAAUUCUAAAAGCAUUUGAACAUCAUUGUAGUAUUUGCUGUUCUGACUUUUGAAAUUGAUAGCAAUUAAAAUAAAGCAAUUAUUGUAUUAAAAAAAGGAAUAAUAAUAGUAAUGAAAAUCUAAUUAGAAUCAGCAGUGAGUAUAAUGGGAAUAAAAAGAAGGCUUAAAACAUCCAGAUACAUUACAGUAAUGAGAAAAUGUAGCCCUAAAAUUGGUGUAAUUCUUGUUGUGCAAAUAUAUAUAUAUAUAUAUAUGUGUGUGACCUCGACCUGUUUUCUUAAGAUUCACCCAUCUCAUCUACACUUACAUGUGUAGUUAUAGUCCAACAUUCUUUCCUCUCCUCACAAAUAAGGACAAAGCAGUUUCCAUAUGACGAGUGAAGCAAUCUAGUUUUCUUCAGAUCCAUACAAUCUGUAUUGUAGGCUAAAGCAUUGAGCAUAUGAUCUACUCAGACAGGAUCUGAAAGUGGAUCCUCAAUCCUCUAGCUACUGUGCAGCCUACUUUCUGCUCUGCCUGAUUUGCUGUGCCAGGGUACUUAAGGUAAUGGCAAACCACAGAGGAAUAAAAUGCCCCUGGCAGCUGCACUGAAAUACAUUAGCACUGAUUGCAUGCAUUUCAUUCUGACCCAACCAAUGGUCUAUACAUGGCUUCAAUACUAAACAUGCCACAUUCAUCUACUCUAAUCAGCCAGGUAGUUCUAAUUAAGGAAAGGCCUAUGAUACUGUAAAAACAUGGUUUACAUUGGCUGCACAUGAAACCUGCUGUUAUAUGGUCACUUAGUAAUUAAAAGCAUUUGUUUGUAUUUACUUAAUGUAUUAAAAAUCUGUCUGGCCAUUUCAGAGUUUUAAAGGGUGAAUAUAACGAAAACAUGUCCAGUUCACAUUUCAUCCCAUAAUCAACGGGAAUAAAUUAGAAAUUAUAUUUUGCAUGGGGGGUGGGGGGAAUGCAGUAUAUUUUAGAACAUCAUCAAUUCUCAUUAAUGUAACAGGAUUUUUACUGUAAUACGUUAAUUUGUAUUUAAAAAAAAUAGGGCUUCUUUUUCCUUAAGAUAGAUAGAUAUAUAUAUAUAUAUAUAUAUAUAGAUAUAUAUAUAUAUAUAUAGAUAUAUAGAUAUAUAUUGGGUUGAAAUAUCACCCAGACAUGUUCUUAAAGGACUAUUCCGGGUUCAAUAAGAGUUAAGAUCAAUUGACAGCAUGUGUGGCAUAAUGCUGAUUACACUAAAAUUUUUCAACUCAUCCCUUGUUUAUUAAAAAACAAAAAACAAAACAUGGUGGCUACUGCAAAUGAAUUACAAUGGAAGUGAAUGGGGCCAAUCCAUAAACAUUUAAAUACACACUGUUUCAAAAGUAAAGCCACAAGACGUAAACAUUAUACAUGCUGACAUGAUUUUAGUGUGAUAAAAUCGCUUACUAACCUUAUCAAUUUAAAGUUAUAGCCAGUAUUACAACUUGGUUGCCACGACAACGCAACGGCGUAAACUCACUAAAAGUGAAUUUAUCACACUAGAUUCACAUUAAGAUGCAUAUUGUUUAUGACUUGUGGCUAUACUGUUAAAACAGUGUGUAUCUGAAUGUUUAUGGACUGGCCCCAUUCACUUCCAAUGUAAGUGCCUCACUGUAGCCACUAUUUUUAAAUAAAUAAGAGUCGAAAAUAUUUUCUGUGGUUAUCAAUAUUAUGCUACAAUUUAUGUCGAUUGAGCUUAACUUGUAUUGAACCUGGAAUAUUCCUUUAACAGGUUUCAUGAGGUUUACUCUUAGGAGACAAGUUGUUUAUGAAAGCACCUAUGCCAUGAGGGCACAAAAAAUUAUUACUUUUUCAAAGAGCUACUGUAGUCCCUAUUGUAUACAAGUACCAAUAUGUUUACGUAAUCUAUCAUGCUAGUCUGUAUCCCAUCUCACCAGUCAUGAUAGCUGUUCUUUAGUGCAUUUGUGUGGGAAUCAGAUGCUGUUGGAAUGUUAACUCCUAUAUUUCCCUCAUCACAAUCUCCUGUGCCUAGGAAACACAACACUUCAAUAUCCUGCUCUUAGAAAGCUAUAUAUUUGAGCUAACAGACCAAUUUUUGUACUUUUUUUUUAUAUUGACAAUGCUUUAUGUAUCAAGUGCCUUUUUGAUAGCUUUGCAACCUUAAACUAUUAUAUGUGUGUCUUUCAAAACUGCUGUAUUCUUGUGCACAUUGAGAUGUUUCUAUGUGAAAUUAUGUGAGACAUUUAGUCAAUAAAUCACUUGCAGUC
Molecule: messenger RNA, 4393 nt
Organism: Myxocyprinus asiaticus (Chinese sucker)
Lineage: Eukaryota; Metazoa; Chordata; Actinopteri; Cypriniformes; Catostomidae
Product: PDZ and LIM domain protein 7-like
Exons: 11
Coding region: 128-1429 (433 amino acids)
Biological process (GO): heart development; muscle structure development; actin cytoskeleton organization
Cellular component (GO): adherens junction; filamentous actin; stress fiber
Molecular function (GO): actin binding; muscle alpha-actinin binding
Source: RefSeq, a predicted model, not a curated record